UUAAGUCAUCUAGUUUAGCCAUAGAGGACUGUGAGGAUGCUGAACUGGUGUAUACCAUGAGAGAUCUUCCUCCUAAAGCCGGUCACACUUUCCCUGGACAUGAGAUGCCCAAGAUGGACAGGGUGCCAGAGGGCAGCACCCACCCUGACACCCCAGGGACGCCCACUUUCACACGCCCCACGAACAGAAGUCUCCUGGGCGCAGAGCCAGAGUUACCCCGCCGUGGCCAGCUCACUUCAAUGAGUUCCCUGGAGUCUCCCCUCAGCCCCUCUCGACCAAAAAGUCCAUGGGGCAGAUUUGACCCCUACGACUCUUUUGAGGAUCAAGAUAAGGAGUAUGUUGGCUUUGCGACACUGCCUAACCAAGUGCACAGGAAAUCUGUGAAAAAGGGGUUUGCCUUUACUCUUAUGGUGGCAGGGGAGUCGGGUUUGGGGAAAUCUACACUUGUCAACAGUCUCUUCCUCACAGACCUUUACAAAGACAGAAAGAUGCUGAAUGCUGAGGAGCGUAUCACACAGACAGUAGAGAUCACAAAACACACUGUGGCUAUAGAGGAGAAAGGAGUCAAGCUGAGACUCACCAUCGUGGAUACGCCAGGCUUCGGUGAUGCUGUCAACAACACUGAGAGCUGGAGGGCAGUUUUGGACUACAUUGACCAGCAGUUUGAGCAGUACUUUCGUGAUGAAAGUGGACUCAACCGUAAGAACAUUCAGGACAACCGUGUGCACUGCUGCCUCUACUUUAUUUCACCAUUUGGCCAUGGUCUCAGGCCGAUGGAUGUGGAGUUCAUGAAGGUAUUACAUGAGAAGGUCAACAUAGUACCUGUGCUGGCCAAAGCAGACAGUCUCACUCCAGUGGAAGUCAGACAGAUGAAAAUGAAGAUCCGUGAGGAGAUCGAGAAGUUUGAUAUCAACAUCUACCAGUUCCCUGAGUGUGAUUCAGAUGAGGAUGAGGAGUCCAGACUUCAGCACCAGGAACUAAAGGACAGUAUUCCUUUUGCAGUGAUUGGCAGUAACAUUCAGGUUGAAAACAAAGGCAGAUGGUUUAGAGCCCGCCAGUAUCCAUGGGGUGUGGUGGAAGUGGAGAACCCCGAACAUUCAGACUUCCUAAAGCUGAGGAACAUGUUGGUGCGCACGCACAUGCAAGAUUUGAAGGACAUAACACGGGAAACCCAUUACGAGAACUACCGCGCUCAGUACAUCCAGAAAUUGACGCGCAUGGUGGUCAAUGAGAGGAAACGCAGGAAGCUUCUGAGACAGAGUCCCUCAGAUCUACCUGUUCCUCUGGUGCCUGUGGACAGUGAAAGUGAGCACCUUAUUUGGGAGAAAGAUGAGGAGUUGCGGCGAAUGCAGGAGGUUCUGCAGAGGAUCCAAGAACAGAUGCGUCAAGGACAUUAA
Xyrauchen texanus (razorback sucker) is the source of this 1397-nucleotide messenger RNA. It is a transcript of the gene septin4a, whose product is annotated as septin 4a. Gene Ontology annotation, molecular function: molecular adaptor activity; GTPase activity; GTP binding. Bases 57 to 1397 code for a protein of 446 amino acids. Lineage: Eukaryota; Metazoa; Chordata; Actinopteri; Cypriniformes; Catostomidae. Gene Ontology annotation, cellular component: septin ring; septin complex; cell division site. The transcript is spliced from 12 exons. Gene Ontology annotation, biological process: cytoskeleton-dependent cytokinesis; regulation of exocytosis. The record is from RefSeq and is a predicted model, not a curated record.